Messenger RNA from Fusarium mangiferae, 2751 nucleotides. RefSeq lists its product as uncharacterized. Bases 1 to 2751 code for a protein of 916 amino acids. The transcript has 4 exons. NCBI's taxonomy places the organism in Eukaryota, Fungi, Ascomycota, Sordariomycetes, Hypocreales, Nectriaceae. The record is from RefSeq and is a predicted model, not a curated record.
AUGAGCGGAUAUACUGUCUGCUGCGCCUUGUGCUGUGCGACCAUACUUAAUAAGCAUCGGGACCGUGAUGUCGGCCAUGGCAGAGACUCGGGACGCGAUAUUGAUAGAGCGUGGAUGGGGGAAUUCAUGAUCAUUGCUCGAGACCCCGAAACACAAGAGACUUUUAUAAUCGAGAAAGCACGGCAUCAUCGAGACAACACCUUUGACGUGCACGAUGAUGAACAAGUUGCUAAUUAUGGCGAAGCAUUUGACUCCCGACUCGUGACAGUGUACCACUGCGAAGGGCCUCAGGCAUUUGCAGCGCCAUUUCACGUCGAUUGCUACAAGGUGCUAGCAGACGCUUAUGAGCCGCGAGAUAUGGAUCUCUCAGCUCUUUAUGACACCCUUGAAAGCUACUGUCUACGUGAUGACAGCAUCAUUCGCUGCCAAUUGCAGUUCGACUAUGACAAGCCAAGACACAAUGUGGUCGGUACCGCCCAUGAUUUCUCGUACGCAUCACCAAGCCGCGUUUCUGAUCUAACCAUAUUUGUGGACGAGCUUAAAAUAAACUCACGAAGAUCUCGCUCAAGUGUUCCGCACAUCCUCAAUGGCGAAAGGUUGACUCCUACAAAAAUCUACAAUGAUAUGCCAUGGGCAAAGUACAUUUUUUCGGUCAAACAGCACAAGAUGACAAUUGAUAUGGCCAUAUACUACAAGAAUCUCGUCGCUCUCGGCAAUGGCCGCCUCAGGGAGGGGAACUUCUCACUUCCACUCAGAAUGCAUCUUCAGAAUCGGUGUCGACUGUGGGGUGUAUGUUCUCGACUUUUGGAGGAGUGCUCGGCACGCGGCCAGUCGGCGAACAGGACGAAGGCGAAGACCAAGACGAAAAAGCAGGAGCCUUUGAUUAAACAUACUAAGAAGGCUGACAAUAUUUUAAGGGGCGCCAUCUCGAGUCCCAUACCACUGUUGACAUUCCCAGCCUACGCCAGCACAGUCUAUGACAGAGUCAGCCUCAUCGAGGAGAUGAAAGAUCUCGAGAAAGCCGAGCCUGUGAUUAGGGUUUAUUGGGAUGCCAACAAGCACCUUGCUGGUAUUGGGGUUUACGAUCCCAGCACAGAUACGUUCAAGACCUUAGGGCCAAAGAAUUUAUUUCACAAGAGCCAAGAUGCCCAGAUCCCCCAAGAUAAUUGGCUAGCAGGAAUUUUCAUCGUGACGAAGGAAGUGCCUCAAGAGAUACCCAGGGUCUGGCGACGGGUGAUUGUAGGGAUCAAGUUUAUGUUCCUGUACGACGACUUUAUGUCGUUCGGUGAACCUUUGGGAGACAUCCGAGUUCUCGUUCCCAAGCCGUGGCAUACUGUGGUUGGCAUUGGCGCUUCGUGGAAUGAGGCAAGAGGAGUGGAAAGCCUGGUUCUUCUGCAGCAAGACCAAGACAAGGUGCCUCACUCUGCCCAAUGUCGGGUCGGGAUGGAAUACCCUGAUGACCUAGACGGACUAUCAGUGUUAACGAUGUUUCGACCCGAUCCUAGAAUCGCAAACUUCCUCUGGAGAGGCUGGAUCCCCCUCCAGCCCGAAGUCUGGCCUACUUACCCAGUGCGACUAGAUCCCUUGAUGCCAACGCCUGUAGAGACACUGAUGCUCACCAAGCCGCUCGGCGAUAACUUGGACUACAAAUUCAUUCUUGGAGUGGAUGCUCAGUUUCGCGGGUUUGAAGUGCUAUUUGAAUACAAGGACAAAACUGAUCGGCGAUCUAUCGGCCUCCCCACUGCCAUGCACUACUUCUUCAUGGAUAGCGAUGAGCAGAUCACGAAAUGCUAUAUUACUGGGAAGGAUAAAGUUGAGGGCAUUCGCUUCGUAACGGAUAAAACACAGCAUUUCAUUGUUGGUAGACCUGGACGAGAAGAGAGGGGCCUUGCCAAAGAAGGGUUAAACAUGGAGUCUAUUGAGGGUUUUCACUGCCGAUGGUCUGACGACCGAAACAGCUCCCUGACGUCCCUUGGGGUAUUGACGCUCGAGUUUAGCUCUGUGAAUUUAGGAGACGAACGCGAAGAUAAGGAUGUUGACAAUAUUUUGGGGCGUUACUGGGUCCCCGAACGUCCGCAGACAAAAUUCCCAAUAGCUGAGGUUGGAAGAGUCUUCGGUGAAACACCAAUGAUCGAAAGACUGCGCUAUCCCGGCCUUGGCGUGCCAGGUCCAAAAGCUGUCGUGACGUGGCUCGACUGCUCAAAACCACUUGAAUCCAUCGACAUUACGAUGUGUCAUAGCACGACGACAGAGCUGCUCAUGAUGACCUCCAUGAUCUUCAUGUACGCAGAGGGCCAUGAGGCAAUGCACUUCGGGCCAAUACCCGUAGUAUCACCAAAGCACGAGAAAGACGUCAAGAAGCAAGACCGAUGCGCUUGUAUACAUGGCGGUUCUUUUGAACAAGAGAUCGAAGAUUUACCUCACUAUGAACCUGAUAAAUGGCACGUUUACGGCGGUUACUUGAAGGCUCUUCGUGUAUGGGUUAACGACCUGGGCGUCUUGACCGGUCUACAGUUCGUGGCUGAUGAAUCUGAGAGUCAGCAGUGGGGGUUCUGCCAUGGCGAACACGUGGCUGAGUUGGAUCUCCAGAGCAAGGAGAGCAAAACAAAAGGGAUCAAGUUCUUCCUAGACUCGAAUGGGAGAAACGAUGUGAGCGAGGAUAUCGUCGUUGUAGCGGUUCAACUGAUCGAGGUACCAAAGAAUGGGGAUAAAGAACAAAAUAUCCGGCACAAGAAACCAAGAUAUAGGUGA